AUGUCGAUAGUAGAGUUACUGAAGAGUGUGGAUACACUCGCUAAAAUAAUAAACCAAAAAAACCACGAGUUGGAGGAAUUGAAAAAAGGGUAUGAUGCUAAGCUUCAUGAAAUUAACAAAUACAUUAGAGUACUACAAGAACAAGAAGAUGUUAAACCAGACGGAGAGAUGCCAGAAGAAGUGUUCAGAGAGAAGAUAGACAGCAUAAUCAAGUGCAGCAAAUGUGAUCAUGAAAUAUGGAAUAUCAACAGCAAUAAUGAAUUCAUAAUUAUACCCAAGAAGAAAUUACAGUAUCUUCUCGGCAACGAAAGUGAUAAAAGAUUGCUGGAUGGGUUGAGAGAGCUAACUAUACAGAAAGACUCAGGCGCAGAUACGAAUUCGGAGAUACGACCAAGUCCUAAGGGAUAUUCAAGUCCUAAAGGCUAUAAGAAGCAAUAUAAUACUAAAUCGAAGAAAACAUGUUCCUACUGUUCCAAACCAGGUCAUUCUAGGGCACAUUGUUUGAUUCGGUUGGCAACUCCUACGAAAUAA
Messenger RNA from Debaryomyces tyrocola, 531 nucleotides. NCBI's taxonomy places the organism in Eukaryota, Fungi, Ascomycota, Pichiomycetes, Serinales, Debaryomycetaceae. The record is from the annotation of a GenBank genome assembly.